AUGUCUAGCUUUGGUGCAAAUAUUGUGGACAAUGUAAGAGAGAGAAACAGAAGCAUGUUUUUGGUAUGGAAAACACCCAUAUGGGUGCUGCUGUUGACCCCCUUAGGAAUCACUGCUCAAUGGGCCAAUUGGCAGAACCAAAACCCACAAAAUGAUAAGGAAAACUUUUACCUGGACUCAAAUGCCGAGUGUAAUAAGCAGUAUGACCUUGGAGAAAAUAAUGCAUACCUACAUGGCCUGGGUGCUCUGAUGGAGCAGCACCCACCCAAAACUUGUCAGAUCACAUUUAGCUCUGAUAAUAUCCGUGAGAAACGCAAGUUCAGGAUAGAGGUCGUUAGUGCCAACUUCAAUGCAGAAGGAGUCGAAUUUUAUAUAUACGACAGUUCUACAACUGAUUCUUUACUGUAUGGCUUUGGGUUCAGAAGGGACAAGCCUGCCAACUUUCAACCACUGUUUACCUCAGGAGGAUUUGUGACCUUCAAGCUUGUUAAAGCUGAUGAAAGUCUAGCCGACUACAACAUAAAAUGUCACAUCGUUAGUGUUCCAGGUGAUGUAAGCAUAGUGGAUGAGUGUCCGGGUGGAGAUGGACCUGGAUGUAAUUACUAUUUCUACCAAUCUCCCAUCACGAAGGAAAUCAUCAUUGGUAUAGUUGGGGGUGUGUUUGGACUCAUUCUUUUUAUCAUUGCACCCAUUGUCAUCAUCUGUUGCUAUCGUAAAUCAAAGGGAGUGAACCGGCGAUGGGACGAAUUUAAGCUUGGCCAGGCUAACACCGCUGCAAACAUCAGCAGCUCCAAAGGGAGUGUGCGGGCAACUUCAAAUGAUACAAAAACCAAAUUGUGGGCAUCACAGAGCUCCAAAAUGGGUGUAUCUAGUUACAAGCCACCUCGUAGCAGGGGAAGGCUGACUGAGGAUGAAGACAGUGUCUUUGAUGAUGGCCCUCCAAGAAGUUACCCUCCACCACCUCCUCCUUAUGAACGGUAUGACAGGUCAGCUCGACGAAAUAGAGAUGACUAUGAUGGACGCAAUCGAAGGCAUGAUCGUUAUGACAGCAGAGAUGAAGAAUAUGAGACAAAAGACAGAUAUAGAGACAGGAAUGAUGAUCGAUUUGAUCGACGGCCUCGGAGAGAAAUGGACAGGAGACGUAGAGAUUCUUCUCCAAGACGAUCAUUUUACUCCGAUUCUAAUUCUGAAAUGGAGUCCUCAUUUGUACAGGCAGAAGAUGAUCACCCUCAGGAAAGAUUUGUCGAGAGGAUAAUCGAGCCUCGAGUUAAGACUAAAGCUAAAGUCAAGAAACCAGUUGAAGAGGAUGUGUAUGAUGAAUUGAGUGAGGAUGUAGAGGCAAUAAAAAAUAGCAGUGUUCAGUGUGGACCAUCAGAUGAUGAAGAUGAAUCAAACACAGAGACCACAGGUGAUGAAACAACAGAGACAGAGUCAGACACAGACAGUGAGAAAAAGGAAAAAGAUCCCAGAAUGGCUUUAUAUUCAAAACCAAAUAAAAAGGGGAAAGUUAAAAAUGGUAAUGCAGUGCAGUCACAGCCGGAUGCAGUUGUGAAUGUGCCUGGUCCAGUCAUGCUUGGCCCAACAAGUCAUCCGAUGAUUGGGCAGCCAAUGAUUGGUCACCCGCUGACCACAGCUAGGCCUCCGAUACCUGGAGUUGUGGUGAGACCAGUAACACAACCACAGUUUGCUCCGGGUCAUUACCCUCCCAUGAUGAGACCAGGAGUUCCAAUGCAGCCUGGUCAAAUGCAGUUUAGACCAGUGCAGCAACCAAACUAUCCAGCAGCUCGACUGCCACAGUCACAAGUUCCACAAAAGUCCCAGCCUCCAAGCAAUCCCCGUGUGGCUUCCAAUCCACCUCCAGAUCCCCCAAUGUAUUCCUACCUGGUCCAGCGUGGGUACACAGGUAGAUAUUCACCAGCCAGUUCAGGAACAGGGAUGAGUAGUGAUGCCCAUGUGCUUAAUCUUACAGAUGACUCCGAGGGUGGGGCUAACCUCCCUAGUGGUGUUGACCUUAUGAAAAGGACCACUGAUGUAUAACCCAAAAGAAAUAGAAUGCCUUUGUAUAGAAGC
Messenger RNA from Ylistrum balloti, 2070 nucleotides. RefSeq lists its product as uncharacterized. Bases 1 to 2037 code for a protein of 678 amino acids. The record is from RefSeq and is a predicted model, not a curated record. The transcript has 6 exons. Lineage: Eukaryota; Metazoa; Mollusca; Bivalvia; Pectinida; Pectinidae.